AUGAGUGCGGUUCACACCUUACUCCAAGGGGUCCAUGGUGCACGCUUCGCCGCGGGAGAAGUUGGAAACGACGCCAACAAAAAGGCGGGCGCGGGCGCGGGCACGGGCACGGGCGCGGGCACGGGCGCGGGCGGGGGGCGGGGCGGGUCGGGCACGCGCACCUGCGCCCUACGUCACCGCCCGCCGCUCGGCGCCUGCUCCGGGACCGCCCCGCCCCCCGCUCGGCCCCGCCCCCUGCCUGACGUCAUCCAACGCCCCGCCCACAGGGCGGCCGCCCCGGCUCCCCCGCGCUGGGCUCCCCGGGGCCCCCCCCACGCCGCCGCCGCCGCCGCCGCGCCGCCCUCCGUGUUUGCGCCGGAGCCCGCCCGGACCGGGAUCAUCGGGCUCGCCGGGGCCGGGACCGGGACCGGGACCGGGACCGGGACCGGGGCCUCCCGCCUGGGCGCGGCCUGCCCCUCGGACUGCAGCGACGACGGGGAACCGCUCAACGGCGAGCCCGAGCUCGACCUCACCAGCAAGUUGGUGCUGGUGAGCCCCACGUCCGAGCAGUACGACAGCCUCCUUCGGCAGAUGUGGGAGAGGAUGGAUGAGGGCUGUGGGGAGACGAUAUACGUCAUCGGACAGGGAUCAGAUGGCACAGAGUACGGGCUGAGCGAGGCGGACAUGGAGGCAUCCUACGCCACGGUGAAGAGCAUGGCGGAGCAGAUCGAGGCGGACGUCAUCCUCCUGCGGGAGCACCUGGAGGCCGGGGGCCGAGUCCGCGACUACCUCGUCCGGAAACGGGUCGGGGACAAUGACUUCCUGGAGGUCAGGGUAGCAGUCGUGGGCAACGUGGACGCGGGCAAGAGCACCCUGCUGGGCGUCCUGACUCACGGGGAACUGGACAACGGCCGGGGCUUUGCCCGGCAGAAGCUGUUCCGCCACAAGCACGAAAUCGAGUCGGGCCGCACCAGCAGCGUGGGCAACGACAUCCUGGGCUUCGACAGCGAGGGCAACGUGGUGAACAAGCCCGACAGCCACGGCGGCAGCCUGGAGUGGACCAAGAUCUGCGAGAAGUCCACCAAAGUCAUCACCUUCAUCGACCUGGCCGGCCACGAGAAGUACCUGAAGACCACCGUCUUCGGCAUGACCGGCCACCUGCCGGACUUUUGCAUGCUCAUGGUGGGCAGCAACGCAGGGAUCGUGGGGAUGACCAAGGAGCACCUGGGCCUGGCUCUGGCCCUCAAUGUUCCCGUCUUUGUGGUGGUCACCAAGAUCGACAUGUGUCCCGCCAACAUCCUGCAAGAGACCCUGAAGCUUUUGCAGCGGCUGCUGAAGUCCCCCGGCUGCCGGAAGAUCCCCGUUCUGGUCCAGAGCAAGGAUGACGUGAUCGUGACGGCCUCCAACUUCAGCUCAGAAAGGAUGUGCCCGAUCUUCCAGAUCUCCAACGUCACAGGCGAGAACCUGGAGCUGCUCAAGAUGUUCCUCAACCUCCUAUCCCCACGCACCAGCUACAGGGAAGAAGAGCCGGCCGAGUUCCAGAUCGACGACACGUACUCCGUCCCGGGCGUGGGGACCGUGGUGUCCGGGACAACCCUGAGGGGCCUAAUCAAGCUGAAUGACACACUGCUCCUGGGCCCCGAUCCCCUCGGCAAUUUCCUGUCCAUCGCCGUCAAAUCUAUCCACCGCAAGCGCAUGCCUGUCAAGGAGGUGCGCGGGGGCCAGACCGCCUCCUUCGCCCUGAAGAAGAUCAAGCGCUCCUCCAUUCGGAAAGGGAUGGUGAUGGUGUCCCCGCGGCUGAACCCCCAAGCCUCCUGGGAGUUUGAGGCGGAGAUCCUGGUCCUCCAUCACCCCACGACCAUCAGCCCCCGCUACCAGGCCAUGGUGCACUGUGGGAGCAUCCGCCAGACGGCCACCAUCCUCAGCAUGGACAAGGACUGCCUUCGCACGGGGGACAAGGCCGCCGUGCACUUCCGCUUCAUCAAGACCCCCGAGUAUCUGCACAUAGACCAGCGGCUCGUCUUCCGGGAAGGCCGCACCAAGGCAGUGGGCACCAUCACCAAGCUCCUCCAGACGUCCAAUCACUCGCCGAUGAACUCCAAACCGCAGCAGAUCAAGAUGCAGCCCACGAAAAAGGGGCCGCCCCCGAGCAAGCGGGAGGACGGGGGGCUGCCGAGCGGGCUGGCAGCCGGGGGCCCCGCCGUCGGAGAGGAGGCUCCCCCCCUGGGGGCCGCUCAGCCAGCGGCCUCUGGAGCCCUCCAGUCACAGACGGCACUGGACGAGGAGCCCCACAGCCGCGAGGGCAGCAAGCCCAAGGUCAGCGGCGGGGGCCGGCGGCGAGGGGGCCAGCGCCAUAAGGUCAAGUCCCAAGGGGCCUGCGGGACUCCGGCCAGUGGCUGCUGAGCGCUCCACCCCUGAUCCAGCCCCGCCUCCACCGCCUGGCGGGUUUUCCGUGCCCACCUGCCCACUCCGUAUCUCGUCCGAAAGACGGUCCAGAGCAGCUUUAACCAAAAUCCACCAGCCUCCCUGCCGUGACUGGAGCCUCCCCCCUCCCCACGUUGUCCCCCUUUCCUGUCUUGUUCCACCCCCCCACCCGCUGUGACCAGCGGGGUUGUAAUUUAUAAGCUAACGAAGGUGGCCAGAUGAACCUGGGACUGCCAGCCCCCCUCCACCUUCCUCCUUCCCCUUCUCUCCCCGACACAUCUUUUUGUACAUCUUGGGUCCCUAGUUUUUAUUCUUCUUCUUGUAUAUGUAUAUUGUGUGUGUGUGCGUGAAGAUGGAGACUAGGCCGGGCGGAGAAACGAUGGUCAGUUUCUCUCCCCCUCCCUCUCUUUCUCCCCACCGUCCCCCAACGGUCACCCCACAUCUGGGCCCUGACUAGAUGCCUCAGUGGGAUGCGGGAGGCAUGGAGCUGGGGGCGGCCAGGCAGGGGGUGGCCCUCCUGGCUCCCGCCUCUCCCAGUCUCCAUUUCUUUGAAAACCCAGGGGACCGGGCUGGUCCUAGAGGACUGGGCCAGGGGUCGCGGAGCGGAGAGCCGGCAAGAAAAACAGCAGCUGCCGUGGAGAGGUGGGAGUCGGGGACAGACCCACACUAUAUUUUAAAGGGGAUGGAGAGAGUAAACAGUGGGUUCUCCAUCCCGGCCCCCCCGCGCCCUUUUCUCCUCACCCCAGGAACUGGGGAUGCCAAAAGCUCUUAAACUUUUAAAUCAGUAGAUGUGAGGGUGGGGAGACUGACACCCCCAUCACCCCCCCCCACCCCAAAGAUGACCCAAAGAUGGGUGUCAGUUUUCCCUCCUUAGAGACAAUCCUUAAGUCCUGUCGUCCC
Molecule: messenger RNA, 3303 nt
Organism: Tachyglossus aculeatus (Australian echidna)
Lineage: Eukaryota; Metazoa; Chordata; Mammalia; Monotremata; Tachyglossidae
Gene: GTPBP1
Product: GTP binding protein 1
Exons: 15
Coding region: 1-2382 (793 amino acids)
Biological process (GO): translational elongation
Molecular function (GO): GTPase activity; GTP binding; translation elongation factor activity
Source: RefSeq, a predicted model, not a curated record